UUUAGUUUAAUACGUGUUUUAGCACAGUCAUACGAAAAUCGGUAAAUAAUUGAGGAAUGAUGCAAAGUAAACAGGCAGUAAACAUUUUUCGUGGUAGCAGUUAGAUACUUUGCUGGCUAAACGUGUGCCACGUUUCAUAGAGAGAGUAAAAGCUCUUCAAAACUAACUUAGCUACGCAGUUCGGUCGACGUUUUUGAACCUAAAAUAACCUAGCCAAGCUAAUUUAUAAAACUAGAUUGUGUUGAGCUGUAGUCCUGCGUCUCAGACGUUCCGUUUGAUGAACUUAUUAUGUAGCUAAAAUCUAAUCGCUUAAUGAAGUAGCUCGCAAAAUUGUGUCCAUUCAUGUGUUCACCUGGUAACUUGGCUGUCACUCAGAUGUCUGAAGAGCCCAAGAGUCCGCCUGAGACGAAGGAAGCCCGAGAAGCUGUAGUUCCCAGGAAAGAUGAGUCUGCAGGUGAGGGAAGUAAGCUGAUGUGUGUGAAGGGAGAUCUGUUCUCCUGUCCUGCCACAGACUCGCUAGCCCACUGCAUCAGUGAGGACUGUCGCAUGGGAGUAGGUAUCGCUGUGCACUUCAGAAAGACGUUUGGAGGAGUAAAGGAGCUCCUGGCGCAGCAGAAAAAACCAGGGGAAUGUGCUGUACUUAAGAAAUCUGACCGAUUUGUUUAUUACCUGAUUACAAAAAAAAGGUACAACCACAAGCCUACCUAUGAAACUCUCAGGCAAAGCCUGGAGGCGAUGAAAGCACACUGCAUAGCCAGUGGCGUGACCAGACUCUCAAUGCCUCGGAUCGGUUGUGGCUUGGAUCAGUUGAACUGGGAGAAAGUGUCAGUGAUGAUUGAAGAAGUCUUCCUGAACUCAAAUGUGACCAUCACUGUAUAUUUCAUUUAAGCCAUUUAGACAGAGCAUGUACAAAACUUGCACAUUAACCUUUUUUCUCUUCUGAUUUGCAUUACUGGUUUUUCUAUCAUUUUCUUGGGGACAAAAUUAUAAUUCUAUGAUUAGAAUAAAGGAAUGCAAAGUGAUAACUAGCCUAUAAAAAAUUCUUAAGCCUAAUGACAUGAUUCUUUGCUUGUAAAAGAAGGUUUAUGUAGUCAAACACUUUCUGUUCAUUUUCGGAGCGUUUAAGGUUUAUGGAUGAUAAAGAGCACUAACCACUAGAUGGUGCUAGAUAGUAAUACAAAAUGCUGUGACAAAUGUACUACUAUAAAGCAGUCAUACUUCA
Electrophorus electricus (electric eel) is the source of this 1222-nucleotide messenger RNA. RefSeq names its product O-acyl-ADP-ribose deacylase 1 (gene oard1). The record is from RefSeq and is a predicted model, not a curated record. Gene Ontology annotation, biological process: peptidyl-glutamate ADP-deribosylation. Lineage: Eukaryota; Metazoa; Chordata; Actinopteri; Gymnotiformes; Gymnotidae.